CUCGUAACACAUGUAUGCCGACAGAAAACACAAAUCAAGAAAAACCCUCAGGCCUAACCAAAUAAAUUGUAUAUAAGAUGUUCUAAGAAGUAUUUUUACAUUAAAACGAUGUGUGCGAUACACAUGUCAGCAAAAGGUUGUAAUUAUCUUAUUUAUAAUAAGCCUAAUGCCAGGAGAGAAAAUAUGAUAUUAUAGAUUUAGCUUAUGGAUAUAAGUCAACAGACUUACUGCCAAUGCAAUGUCAAUUAAUAUCGUGCGAUUCUGCGCAUAGUUUACACUCCUCGGUGAACCAGGGGCGUGGCGCCGUGUGGGCGUGGUCAGCACACUCGCCUGAGUUUCACCUGAGAGCAGAUUAGGGACAAACACUCAAAGUCUGCUCACUGGUUCAGGGGCUAAACUGGUUUGCUCUGGGAUAUUUCACUGACAAAAGGAUGAUCAUGGACAAUAUCUUCCCAAACAUCAGGCUAGUGUUGGUGGCAGUCUUUCUGGUUGUAGUUCAGCUAAACAGAGACGUGACCGAGGCUUUGGCGGUGACAUCCUCCGGUCCCCAGACCAUCAAGAGGCCCCAGGGGACUACUGUCCUCCUGGGGUGCACCUUCACGCCGGGGCCCGCGGACGUGGGAGAGCUGGACGUGGAGUGGUACAACGCCAACCCUGACGUCACUCAGAAGGACACGCUGCUCAUCUCCUUCACGGGGGGGAAGACGCUGCACUACGCCACGUCCAGCGUCACCAGGAGGAUGAAGUUCAUCGGGGACCCCACGACGGGGGACGCCUCGGUCUCCAUCUCCGACGUGGAGGAGGGCGACACGGCCACCUACCAGUGUAAGGUGAAGAAGGCCCCCGGCGUGGACAUGAGGAAGGUCACCCUGGUGGUAAUGGUUCGCCCCUCAGUUCCCCGGUGCUGGGUGAAGGGUGGGGAGGAGAAGGGAGGGGACGUGUCCCUGCGCUGCCUGUCCGCCAAGGGAUCCGUCCCUUUGACGUACGUCUGGAGCACGGAGAGCGGGGGCCCCCUACCACCCCGCACCACCCAAGACUCGCAGACCGGAGAGCUGCUGAUCAAGAACCAUUCAGACAGCUAUAUCGGGACAUACGUCUGCCUCGCAAAGAAUCCUGUGGGCGAGGAGCAGUGCAAAUACACGCUCCAGGCGCACAACCCGACCAACAAGGCGGGGGUCAUAGUGGGGGCGGUCAUCGGGGCACUGCUGCUCCUCCUGCUCCUCCUCCUCCUCAUCUGGCUCCUGGUCGUCUGCUGCCUCAAACGCCGUUACCAGAAGGAGAUGGCCAAUGAGAUCAGAGAGGACGUCCCGGCCCCCGAGAGCCGUCCGACCAGCAGGAACUCGAGCAUCCGCUCGGUGAUGGCGUACCGCGCCCACCCAGGAGUCAAGUACAGCUCGGUGCAGAAGGGCCAGCCGGGAAGGACUGAGUCCAGUCGCAGCGCCGCCACCAGCACCCGGAGCAACGGCAGAGACAUGGCGGUCUCUCCUGGGCAGAGCCUGCCUCGCCUCCAGUACGACAGCAAGUUUGGAUACCCGGUGUAGGGCAUGGAUUUACCCCGCCGUAGGGCAUGGAUUUACCCUGGCGUAGGGCAUGGAUUUACCCCGGCGUAGGGCAUGGAUUUACCCCGCUGUAGGAUGUGGAUUCACCCCGGUGUAGGACAAGGAGUGCUGCUGCUUCGGCCUACCUUCAACCUUUUUAAACCUUUUUUUCUUUAAGUUGUAAAUCGUUCCUUUAUCUCUUGUCAUGGAUUUGAUGGAGGUAACAAAUGGUGCAAUAGCAAAAGUGGGAUACAAAGCCGGCAGCAUCACAGGCUGCCUUAUUUGCCCACUUAUUGCCAGAUAUGAAUACAAGGCUAUUAGGCAGGAAUCCAUAAAGGCUCUCCCGUAAACCCAUGUAGAGCUAAAGUUCUCAAGUGUGCUGUAAAGUGUAUCAUUGCCCUUGUAAACAAACGUGUAAAAUAGCUUCCACCUGAAUCUAAAUCCGUUGUGAUCGCGCACGCACAGGCUGUGAAACCUGUGGAUGUAAAUAAGCUGUAUGCCUGUGUGUAUUCAGGUAUGUAUUGGUCUCUCAAGCAGGGGUAAUUAUGCAUGGAUUUUUCGUGUUUUUAAAAUGUCUAUAAUAUGUAUUGGUCUCUCAAGCAGGGGAAAUACUAAUUAUAGAUGGAUUUUUUUAUGUUUUUUAAAUCUGUACAAUAAACUGCUUUAAAACCGUUAACUGAAAAGUAAAGCCAUCGGAUUAUACUUUUUAAAACAAGGAAUCUAGAUCACAAACUGUUUUUUCUGUGUCACAUUAACUGAUUAUUCUAAUAAUCUUUUGAUUGUGUUGGAAUGAUUACCAAUAAAUUCAGACAGGUUAUUUAACAAACUAAUUAGAAAACCCUUUUAAAGGACAUUUAGUGGACAAAGGAAAGCAAAACUCUAUAUCUUAUUUCAAACAAUGCGAUGUGCAAAGAACAUAAUAAAUCUAUUGAAUAAUGAAUUUGCAA
Messenger RNA from Gadus macrocephalus (Pacific cod), 2485 nucleotides. RefSeq names its product V-set and immunoglobulin domain containing 8b (gene vsig8b). The transcript has 8 exons. Lineage: Eukaryota; Metazoa; Chordata; Actinopteri; Gadiformes; Gadidae. Bases 432 to 1541 code for a protein of 369 amino acids. The record is from RefSeq and is a predicted model, not a curated record.